Molecule: messenger RNA, 902 nt
Organism: Rhizophagus irregularis DAOM 181602=DAOM 197198
Lineage: Eukaryota; Fungi; Glomeromycota; Glomeromycetes; Glomerales; Glomeraceae
Source: RefSeq, a predicted model, not a curated record
UUAUAUUCACCAGUGGUUAAUUUAAAAUUAAUUCACCAGUGGUGAAUUUCACUUCAAUUUUUAUAAAUUUUUAUUAAAAUACCAAAUUUUAGUAAUUUAAUGGUGAAUUUCACCUUGAUUUACAUGUAUUACAUAAAUGUGUUACAUUAAAUUUUUAAAAUUUUAUGGUGAAAUUCACCUUCGGUGAAUUUUACCCUAAUUUACAUAAUGUAUAAACAAACUUUUAGCCUUAGAACGCCAUUUUUCUUUUUUUGUUUUUAUAAUUUUCUUUAAAGAAUAUAAACAAUAUGGAGGAUUCUAAUGAUUAUAAUAAAGAUAUAUAUAAGACAAAUGCAUUUUUUUCGCCAUAUUCUGAAACUUUAGACUUUUUAUUAUCACCAUUUAAUGAUAAUUUUGCUAUAAAUUUUUUACCAGUUGUUGAACCAGAUUUUAAUCAUAAUUUUACAAACAUAGAUAGUUUUUCUCUUAAAACACCUUCUAAACCAUCUAUUAACCAUUCUUUAGAGUUACUUUCUGAGCCUUCUUUAGAGUUAUCUCCUGAACCUUCUUCUGAACUUUCUUCUGAACCUUCUUGUGAAACUCCUUUUGAACUACCUUUUGAAGAACAUUUUGAAUCAUUAUCUGAACAGAUUUAUCAGUAUAAUCUUACUGUAGGAGAUUAUUUUGAUGAUUGGCAAUCAGUUGAUACAUUUAUGCAUCAAUAUUGUUUAGAAAGAGGUUUGGAUAUCAAGUUUAUCGAAAUGAUAAAGAUCCAAAUGAUUUUACUAUUAUACGACGUAAAUCAUUUCGUUGUUCUUCAAAUGGAAAAUAUGAAUCCAGAAAAGUAAUAGAUCAGAAAUUGCAUCGUUUACGUGGUACUAUAAAGACAAAUUGUGAGUGGCACUGCAACUUCUCAUUUCCAA